GAGAUUUGCUUUGCUAGUUCUUCAAAACGACACGCAUGGUCCCACUCAUUACAAAACCAAACCCCAUUAUGCAAAAGCUCCCUUCUUUUGCCCAAACUCUCGCUUUCGCUUUUUACACACAACAAAAACGAAACUUUAAUUUUUCCUAUUUAACCCAAAACCAUUACACAUUUCUAACUUUCCCUUCAUUAUCAUUGAUCACAUAACCCAUGUCAAAUCUACUUCCUCUACCUCCUCCACCGCAGUCGCACCCGCCGGAAACGCCGCCAUGGGACACGCCGUCGUCUAUGUGGUAUACUCCAAGAACUACGCCAUGGAGAACACCACGGAGCACGCAGUCCACACCACUUAACCAAAUGGUUUCAACUAAAUCACCGGCGGUUAAAUUCAACGGUCUUGAUCCAGAGCCGAGGAAAGAUACGGUGAUUCUCAGGCAGCCACGAAGAAGCAGGACCAAUCUGUUGAUAUGGUGUGUCGCUGGUUUAUGUUUUGUGUUCAGCCUUUUGCUUAUCUUCUUUGGGAUCGCUACUUUGAUUGUGUUUCUUGCGGUUAGACCAAGAGCCCCUGUUUUUGACAUCCCAAACGCAAACCUACACACAAUCUACUUUGACUCACUGGUGUAUUUCAACGGCGAUUUGUCGAUGCUGGUGAAUUUUACAAACCCUAAUAAGAAGAUAGGAGUGAAGUUUGAACAGCUCAAGAUAGAGCUUUUUUUCUUCAACAGAUCGAUUGCGAUGCAAGGGGUCCAGCCAUUCUCGCAGAGAAGACGCGAGACGAGAUUGGAACCAAUCCGUUUGAUCUCGAGCUUAGUCUACUUGCCUCUAAACUACGCGGUGGAGCUCAAGAGACAGAUGCAGAACAACAAAAUAGAAUAUGAGAUUAUAAGUUCCUUCAAAGUCAGAGUUCAUUUUGGGAUGAUUCAUUACUCUUACCAGCUGCACGCGAGGUGCCAUCUUCAGAUGACCGGUCCGCCAAUUGGAAUCCUAGUUUCUCGUAACUGCACGACAAAGAGACGAUGAAGAAGACGAAUCGGUUCUCGGAGUCAUCUUCAAAGUCUCUAGCUUUGGCAUGUUCGUCAAGUAUAUAUAGAUCUCGUUUUGCUUACCUACAAAAUGUUUAAAAGAACAAGACCAAGUGAACUCUAUCUUAGAACAGAGAACGAAGUUUGUACUGUUUCCAAGAUCAAGAAAUUGGAAAGAUCUUAUCUUUCUAGGCAACAUAUUUACAAUUAAACCAGUAGACACAGUUCCAAGCACAGUGGUGAAUUUUUGUACUGUUGAACAUACCUGAACCACCAGA
This is a messenger RNA of Eutrema salsugineum, 1299 nucleotides long. Its product is annotated as NDR1/HIN1-like protein 13. The record is from RefSeq and is a predicted model, not a curated record. The coding region runs from base 210 to 1019 and encodes 269 amino acids. Gene Ontology annotation, cellular component: plasma membrane. The transcript has a single exon. NCBI's taxonomy places the organism in Eukaryota, Viridiplantae, Streptophyta, Magnoliopsida, Brassicales, Brassicaceae.